UCAAAUCUAAUUUUGUCUUUCCAUUCGACUCAUGAAUCCAGUCAUGAUCACUUGAUCCAAGCUAAUUUUCCAUGGCUAGCUAUUACAUGUCCUCUACUUCAGACACAAAGUCUGAAAUCACAUCCCUUCUGGGCAGUUCAGAGCCGACUUUAUGAAGAAGUUUAUGGUCUACAACCCCCAGGGAUACAUGGGCUUUACCAUUAUUAACAACCUUUGAUCUCCACUUGACAUCAAGAAAGCUUAAGUCUCCCAUAACAAUACUAUUUUUCUCUCUAGUAACACAGAGACCUCAAACCCUACCCAAAUCUGAAUGUGGAGGUUUCUAAUAGGAUUCAAAGAAACCUUUUUAUUUCCCCGUGUCAGCUGAGUGUUUGGAGGGUCAUAAUACUGCUAAUAAAGGACCUUGAGGUCUCAGGGGGAGGAGGAGGUUAUAGAGGAAUGCCAAGCACCUUUUCCCAUGUAUAUGUUCUUGCACACACAUGCAUGGGUUUGUAAUUUGAAACUCUCUUUACUUCUGGACAGGCUUUGCAAACUGCUUAGACCACAUUCUCUGAGGUGUUUAAAGAGGGUGGAGUAUGCAGUAUUUAUUUAGGUACUCUACAAACCUUAAUAAGAAUCGAGUGCUUGUAGCAAUCGCAGAGAGCAAACAGAAAGCCAGCUGGCAGAAACUGAACAGUGCCACUGCAUUUUUAUUGCUUCUAACCCCCCCCAAAACAGAUUAUUACCAAAAAAAAUGUCUUUUUUAAUUUCAUUUAUCUCUGAUCCUGCAUUAAUUUGUCUGCUGUGUGCAGUGGUAUUAUUAGCUGUACUCUAUUUUUCAACUGGCUAUAAAAAUUCAGCUUUUAAAUUUCCUCCUGGUCCAACUCCUCUUCCGAUCAUUGGUAACCUGCACUUGGUGGAUCUUAGAAGGCAAGAUAAAUCACUAAUGAAGCUUGCGGAAAAAUACGGCCCCAUCUUCACCCUCCACUUUGGGUUCCAGAAAGUUGUGGUCCUGACCGGGUACGAAGUUGUGCGGGAGGCGCUUGUGAACUACACAGAGGAGUUUGUAGACAGACCAUCCAUCCCAAUAUUUGACCAAAUUCAGAACGGAAACGGUUUGUUCUUCUCUAUUGGGGAGCUGUGGAGAACAACUCGGAGAUUCACCGUGUCCAGCAUGCGCAACCUCGGCAUGGGGAAAAAAAUGAUAGAAGGGAGAAUUUUUGAGGAGCUUCACUUCCUUAUCGAGAUGAUCAAAUCCUUCAAAGGGGAACCUUUUAGCCUAACGUCCUUCAACUGUGCUCCAAUCAACAUCACCUUCGUCAUGCUGUUUGGGGACAGGUUUGACUAUAAGGACCCAACAUUUCUCACUCUCCUAAGACUCAUAGAUGAAGUUAUGAUUCUUCUGGGAUCUCCAUAUUUGAGCUAUUUCAACUUCUACCCAUUCCUUGGAUUUCUUUUCAAAACCCACAAGAUUAUGCUUGGGAAAAUAGAAGAUGUGCGCGUCAUUUUAAGGCAAUACAUGAAGGCAAGUAGGGAGGAUAUCAAUGAGAACAGCGUGAGGAGCUACAUUGAUGCACUGAUAUUCAAGCAACAAGAGGAGAAAAACAAGAAAGACAGCCUCUUCCAUGAUGACAACUUAAUAGCAUCCAUACUUGACCUGGUCAUGGCAGGAACAGAGACCAUAGCCACAACGCUCCAGUGGGCCAUCCUGCUGAUGAUGAAAUACCCAGAGAUUCAAAAAAAGGUGCAGGAGGAGAUUGGGAGAACCGUCCAAGCUGGAAACUGGGCCACAUAUGAAGAUAGGAAGAACAUGCCGUUUACAAAUGCGGUGCUACAUGAAGUGCAGAGGUUUAUCACCCUCCUGCCCCACGUUCCCCGCUGCACUGCUGUUGACACCCACUUCAGGGGCUACUUCCUUCCCAAGGGUAUAAUUGUAAUCCCAUCACUCACCUCAGUGCUGCUGGAUAAGACGCAAUGGGAGACACCGCAUCAGUUCAACCCCAACCAUUUCCUUGAUGCCGAAGGGAAUUUUGUAAAGAGAGAGGCUUUCCUGCCCUUCUCCACAGGGCGAAGGAACUGCAUUGGAGAAAGCCUGGCCAAGAUGGAGCUGUUUGUCUUCUUUGUAGGGUUGCUUCAGACAUUUACUUUUCAACCCCAGCCAGGAGUUUCAGAGUCUGACUUGGACCUUACCGUCCCCCAAACGACUUUCACGUUAAGGCCUCAGCCUCAGGCAACCUGUGCUGUCCCACGUGAAUAACCACAGCCCUGCUGAAGAGCAACCCAACAAGUGGGGAACCUGCUUAGACCCAACUUAGCUAUGCUAGGACUCGCCAUUCCCUCGUCCUGGCACAUCACCCUCUUACACAUCCCCUUCCCACUGUCUCCAUCCACUCCCACUCCACUGCUCU
Messenger RNA from Harpia harpyja (harpy eagle), 2387 nucleotides. Its product is annotated as cytochrome P450 2W1-like. Gene Ontology annotation, cellular component: intracellular membrane-bounded organelle; cytoplasm. The transcript is spliced from 9 exons. The record is from RefSeq and is a predicted model, not a curated record. Gene Ontology annotation, biological process: xenobiotic metabolic process. The coding region runs from base 734 to 2236 and encodes 500 amino acids. Lineage: Eukaryota; Metazoa; Chordata; Aves; Accipitriformes; Accipitridae. Gene Ontology annotation, molecular function: heme binding; oxidoreductase activity, acting on paired donors, with incorporation or reduction of molecular oxygen, reduced flavin or flavoprotein as one donor, and incorporation of one atom of oxygen; iron ion binding.